AUGCCGAUUUGGCGGUAUGCGUGGCCACUAGCAAGAGGUGGGGUGACUACGCUUGGCCGAACUUUCCAGAGCACUGGGCCUUCCCUGGCUGGCAUCAGGUUUAAUUCCACUGGUGGUGAGGUGCUCACAGCCACAGCGGUUUCGGAUGUGGCCCGCUUGGGCGGGGCCAUUGCCGCUCGCAUCCGGCAGGAUGGGGAAACAUCGGUUCGCUGCAUUGGCGCCAAAGCCGCCUUUCAGUUCGUGAAGGCGCUGGUCAAUGCGAUGGGCUAUUUGAGCCAUGACCCCGAUGCCCCGCCCGAGCGAUUUUUGGGCUUCCAAGUGAGAGAAGGUAAAGGCGAGGCCUCGGAGCGUGGCCGCGAGCUCCGCUUGCGGGUGCUGCCCCUCCACGUGGCCCCCAGCGAGCUCAAGGCCUCGCCGAACACCGCCGCCGCUGGUCCAGACGUCGCGGCCACGGACCUCCUCGUGGGGAACGGCACGGUGCCGGCGAAGGCGGCGGCCGCCAUGGCGGGCGCGCUGCGCCCGCAGGGCGGAGGUCAUGGAAAGUAUCCGCUGGUGCGGGCCAUGGGGUCGACGGCAGUGCACCGGGCGAUGGUGUCUGGGAUGUUGGCGCAGAAGUUUCUGGACAAUGAUGAUCGUGGUGUGACCUUUUGCAUCGUACCCUACUGGUCUGUGGAACUCUCCUCGGAGCAGAACAAUAAGCAGCUGAUUCUGAGGCUGAUCCACCUUCCCAAGGCCAAGUGA
Durusdinium trenchii is the source of this 741-nucleotide messenger RNA. The record is from the annotation of a GenBank genome assembly. Lineage: Eukaryota; Dinophyceae; Suessiales; Symbiodiniaceae.